Molecule: messenger RNA, 1146 nt
Organism: Trichoderma citrinoviride
Lineage: Eukaryota; Fungi; Ascomycota; Sordariomycetes; Hypocreales; Hypocreaceae
Exons: 2
Coding region: 1-1146 (381 amino acids)
Source: RefSeq, a predicted model, not a curated record
AUGCACAAAGACUCUCAGCAGCAUCAGCAGCUCGUUCGCCGCCAUCGAGAUGAUAAUGCGACAAGCUCUCCGUCUCCCCCGACGAAACGCACGCGCGCAUUGAAUAUUGAUGAUUCACAAACACCGAUACCCCGUAUACCGCCUGACAUUGACGGUGGCGCGCACGAAGUCAUGUCCCGCCUCGCUGUCGAGAUUGGAUCCCAUCAUUUGUCGCCAUGGACGCCUCACCCAUGGUUCCUGUCGGUUCCCCAGCUUGCGCUUUCGUCUGAUAUUCAGUCAAAGAUGCUAGUACUGCCAUUUCGCGCCAUGGCGGUGGCCUUCAAGGCCCUGGGUGGGCGCGAUGCGAAGCUGAGAGCAGAGGCGUACCGAUACUACUCCAACGGCUUGGCGCGUCACCAGGCUCAGCUUCAGCAUUUCGGCCCAUCUCAGAAGCGCCAGCGCCUUGCUUCGAUUCUCAACCUCCUCCUCAUGUCGAUGGCACUGCUGGAGUUUGAGAUGAUGGCUCCUCUUGCUAAUGAUUCUUGGUUUCCGCAUGCUUAUGGCGCGUUGACCCUCUUGGAACAAGUUGGGCCUGAGGGCUGCCAGGAGUCGCCAUUUUUCGAAAUCUUCUGGCAGUUACGAUACUUCAUGUCUUACGUGGCACUGGCUACUCGCAAGAUGUCAUUCCUUGGGUCGCGACCCUGGAGGGAGAUACCCUUUCGACGCCGCGGCAAAACCGAGUUUGACUGCGUCAUUGAUACUCUACUCCUUGUUUAUAUCCAACAGGAAACGGGGGCCUUGUCGGACAUUGAGCCCAAACAAUACCAGAGAGUCGGAAAGAAAUCGGGCUCCGGACCACGAGAACUCAAGUCCUCCGACCAAAGCCAACUCACCAACCCCGAGCGUAUAGUUCGGAUUCUCGCUAACCUUCGAGAGCUCGUAUUAGCAUGCAAAGUCGAUGCUGGUCCCAAGUGCCAGGAAAGUAUAUCAAAGGCCAUCCUUUCAGAUUCCAAACACCUGAUGAAUCAACCGUGCCUGCCGUUCAACGUCGGGCUCCAAGUCACGGCCGCGGUAAAUUUGGUGGCUCGUUAUGCGUUGGAUUCUGUGCAAAAACAAGAGGCAGAAACGCUUUGUGCCGACUGGCGCAGUCGGGUUGCUUUGACAUGA